Molecule: messenger RNA, 4514 nt
Organism: Sphaeramia orbicularis (orbiculate cardinalfish)
Lineage: Eukaryota; Metazoa; Chordata; Actinopteri; Kurtiformes; Apogonidae
Product: flocculation protein FLO11-like
Exons: 11
Coding region: 1-3756 (1251 amino acids)
Molecular function (GO): signaling receptor binding
Source: RefSeq, a predicted model, not a curated record
AUGGACAUCCUGAAUCUGUGGAAUGACGACCCAGAGGAGCUGCUGUUGGACCUGGGUUUUGGCUGCGAUGAACCCGAUCUCUCUGGUCGCAUCCCAGCUCGCUUCAUCAACCAUCAGUCUCAGGCAAGAGGGAUAAACCUGCAGGUGUUUCUGGAAGCCCAGAAGAACCGACUGGACCUGGAGAACCCAGAUGUCAGCAAUCGCUUCAGACAGCUGGAGGUGCUUCAGCAGGUCACCACAGCCUUCUCCUCGUUAGUGUCAUCAGACUUACCCGCUGAGGCUCGGGAAAGGAGGAAGCGUGUGGGAAUGCUGUUCCGGCGAGCGUCCAAGAGGUCACUGAGCCAAAUCCACAACCACACCACCCAGGAAGAGGUGGGUCUCAAUCCUCUGGAGGAGGAGGAGCAAGGACCUGGACCCUACUCAGACCAGGAGUCCAGGAUCCAGGAGGGAGCGCUCAGAGCUGGGACCGAGCCCAGUGUCAGGAAGAGCCCCCGCCAGGCCAGGGAGUCCUUUGAAAUGGAAGAGGUCCACAGUUUCGAUGAAAGCAGUGUCACAGGGAGUUUCACAGGAUGGGCAGAUUCUGUGCGUGGCGUGGUUCGGGCCAACAGCGUCCAGUCCGACAGCAGUGGUUUCCUGGAAGAGCCCUUCAUCCCAUCACUUCCACCAGAGGCCUCACCAAGACCAGCUUUAAUCAAGGUGCUGUUGGGCCGGUCUGGAGGCGUCACCGACGGCGACGGGCCAGCGGUCCCCCCUCAGAGCUCCUCCUCUACUCCCCCUCCAUCAUCUGCUGAUGACAGUGCUGUCCUUUCACCCCCUUUCCUCAUGAAACCUGACAGUUCAGACAUGGACUCACAGCCAGAUCUGGAUCCCCUGGCUUCACCUGCUUGUUUGUUUGAUCCAGUCUACGUGGACCAUGGUCCUGAUUCUUCCACUCCACAGUUCCAGACCACAUCUGUCUCUGAUCCUGCAUCCUCUACUUCUGUAGAUCCUCCAUAUUGUCCAUUACAACCUGCCUCUGUGACUGCAGCUGCAGAGGACGUUCAACCACAGGACAAGGACACCUCACCCCCUGUCCCCCCCCCUGUCCCCCCCACUUCAUCCCCUGUCCCCCCCACUUCAUCCCCUGUCCCCCCCACCUCACCCCUUGUCCCCCCCACUUCACCCCCUGUCCCCCCCACUUCAUCCCCUGUCCCCCCCACCUCACCCCUUGUCCCCCCCACUUCACCCCCUGUCCCCCCCACUUCAUCCCCUGUCCCCCCCACCUCACCCCUUGUCCCCCCCACUUCACCCCCUGUCCCCCCCACCUCACCCCCUGUCCCCCCCACUUCACCCCCUGUCCCCCCCACUUCAUCCCCUGUCCCCCCCACCUCACCCCCUGUCCCCCCCACUUCACCCCCUGCCCCCCCCACUCGUUCCUUUGACUCUGACAGAACAUCUUCCACUGGGUCUCAGAGUGUCUCUAUUUCCACCGGAUCACCUCCAACCUCUGCUUCAGCUGCUGCACAGUCUGACUCCACCUGUCGGAACCAAGGAGGUAAACCCCCCCAGGAAGACCCAAACUCAGACGGCAGUUCAACUGUCGUCCCCUACUCCCCUUUAGUUCCAUCGACCUCGUCGGCUGAGUCUCCAAUACAGAGCCUUGAGGAACUCCCUACCCCACAUUCUGAUGCAAAAAUGGAAAAGAAAGCAGCACCUUCUUCCUCUUCUUCUAAUUUCCAGGGGACAGAGCCCUCCUGCGUCUACUUAGAUUCUUCUAAAUUUGAUCCUCUCGUUCCACUGUGCAAAUCAACGUCGUUAGCCUCUGAUAGUACAGAUGUUGUGAUUGAUCCGGCUGUUGAGCCGUCCUUGUGUCAACAAGACGAAUCUGUCUCUCCUGUCCACGAUGGUGUUCAUGUAGAGGCGUAUGUUCUGUCUGACUCGAAGGAACGCCUUCAAAGGAAUGAAAACCAGGAAGACAAGAGGCACAGUGACCCAGCACAGACACAAACGGACAUUUACAGUUUAAAGACAGAAAGUUCUGCAGGUCUGACAGAAAGUUCUAGGUUAGUCUCGGAGGAAGAAUAUCAUAAGAGAGAGACAGAUCCACAAAUCCCCUCUGAUACGUGUGAGGAGCUUUUGACGGAAACCAAACAGAAAGAAUCCAGUGAAGUCUUUCAAGUGGACAUAGAUCGCAAAGAUAAUGAAUAUAAUCAAAGUUCUUCCGUUUCAUCUGAGAAGGUGUCAGAGGCACCAAAGGUGUCUGAUCUGGUUGAGAUUGAGAGCUUGGACCAGGUGUUUGAAACCUCUGUGGACGGUUCAGAAGGUGAAUAUGGAGAUGUGGAGGCCUUUUUUCAGGAGCUGGACUCUGCGGGUCACGCAUACUGGGCUGAACCGGUCCAGGUUUCUGAUGUGACCCCUCAGUCGGAAAGCUUUGAGGCCUUAGAUGAUGCUCCUGGAAAUCCUUUGUUUUCCAGAUUUGACGCUUCUCUAGAUGCAGAUUCAUUAACAGACAAAGCCACAGUGAAACCUUCAUCAUCCUCAGCAUCUGAGGACGUGGACCAUGGAGCAGCUGUGAAGACCCACACUGUCCACUCAGACUCACUGACCUCCACAACCCCUGAGCACAAGCCACCCAACCAUUCCGUCUCGGUCCAGAUGUCUUCCUGUCCGUCUUCUCAUAUUGUACAAAGGAAGGACGUUCCCUUCAUAAAUGACUCAAAGCACACAGCCGUCCCCGCUCGUCUCCGCUUGGACACCUCCACUCCUUUUCGUGCUGUGCAAUCAUGGACAGAUCUACGCAUUCACCAGAAGACUCGCACAAAUAAGCGAUCACAUGGUGCUUCCCACACGUUCCCAGACACAGUGACCGUGUCCACAGGCGCUUUAGAACUUACACAAACACCAGCCAGGAUGUCUUUGUCCUCUCCGUCCGUCCCUCUGUUGUCCGAUGAUUGGCAGUCAAAUUACUGUCCACCUGGAAUAACUAGAAGUUACCCAACACUGUCCAUGUCUGUGGACACUGGCCUGUGGCCUCAUGAAGAAGGGAAAGUGGAAAGGAGCGGAAAAGACGAUGAGGAGCGACUGUGGCGGGACGAUGGGAGAGGAGAAGCGUCCCUGUGCUGCUGUGAUCGUCAGUGCAUCUGCUGCACUCACAACACUUACAACAGACAACAGCCUCUGCUCAGCAUCCCAUAUUCUCUGCAUGAGUUGGAGGAGAUGAUUCUGUGUCUGCAGCAGUUUCGGUCGGUGCUUUCCACCAUGGAGGACCAGCUGUCGGAGGACCAGGCUGCAGUCUACAGCGCACUCACAGACCAGGACAGGGAGAAGAUUCAAGACAUAGAGGAGCUGAGGGAAGCCAUCAAACAGGAGGCUGCAGAGCUGGAGCUGCAGCUCAGUGAACUGGCCCAUCACUACGACGACAACUUGAAAAUGAAGAUGCAGAAGCUGUUGGAUGAACAGUCUCUGCUCUGCUCUCAGCUCAGAGUCGUCCCCCCCAGUCCCGUCCACAGAUCGUCUAGCCCCGCCCACUGCAGGACAGUAGCCACUCAGUGCUGUCUGCUGCCCUGGCCCCUAUUGGCCGAUACCCAGAGAAGCCACAUCUCUGCCUGGGGCACCUGGGACGUAGGCUCCGCCCCCCACCUGCCUCAUCAGACUGCAGGUUUCUGUCCAGGCCUGGGCAGUCCUCCUGCAAAGGCAGACAAGAUAGACCUAGUUGGAUUCCUACACAGACUGAAGGAGUCUCUUCGUCAUUCUGUGAACACAGACUCAAUGGAAUAAAAGAUGUUGUUGUCAGCACCACCGACAUAAACCCGAGAGGAAGAGCCGUAGAAUUUAGACCGACUGUUGAUGUUUUUGGUGGAUUUACAUCAGAAUUUGCGCCGUGUUCAGCUCCGUCCACACCCCAACGCUCCUGCUGUUUUUCUUUAGUGGAUUCAAACAGUUUGUCGUCCAUACACGUAUGGUUUCCAUAAAUAUCUGCGUCCAGGUGGAAACGCUCCAACUGGGUUAAAUGGUGUCAUACGUACGCCACGCCCAUAUGUGGCGCUGUCCACAAACACAGACAGAGCCUGUGACAGGAUGCACUCAAACCACAGAAGAAUGCACUGAGCAUGUGCAGGAGGUUCCGUCCGGGGUUUGGGGACCCGUUCUCCAAAAAUACCACUUCAGGCACCUACGAUGCCAGUGUCAUGUGACCAAAGGACGAAACCAUGUGGAACUGUAGUGGACUGACAUCGUUUCAUUGAACAUUUUGGUAAAGUAUGACCGGCAUGGUAACUAUGGCAACAGUAAGCAUGAGAUGUCAACACAGGCAUUAUUAUUUUUGUCAUUUUUGUCUGUUUAAUGUUAUGUUAACCCUGUAAAACCUGAGCCAUCAGAAACUAGAGGCAAAAUUAGAAUCUUCUGGAACUGUGAUGUUUCUUAGAGCUUUUAACACAGGGGUGUCAAACACGCGGUCCGGGGGCCAAACCCCACCCACCAAACACUCCAAUCUGGUCCAUGGGAUGAAUUUGUGAAAUGCAAAAAUUACACUGAAA